This is a messenger RNA of Cottoperca gobio, 2953 nucleotides long. It is a transcript of the gene csf3r, whose product is annotated as colony stimulating factor 3 receptor. The transcript is spliced from 16 exons. NCBI's taxonomy places the organism in Eukaryota, Metazoa, Chordata, Actinopteri, Perciformes, Bovichtidae. Gene Ontology annotation, molecular function: protein binding. The record is from RefSeq and is a predicted model, not a curated record. The coding region runs from base 131 to 2626 and encodes 831 amino acids.
UGGCUAACACGCACGUAUGUCCUCCAGUCUGAGGGGCUCUGAGCCACACUGUUUCAUCUGCUGCUAUCAGGGCUGAUGAGAGCCUCUUGUCUUUCUGGGUCUGCUGCAUCUGCUGUGUGGUCUUAUCAUCAUGAUAUCCAUGUGGGUGUCAGUGAUUGUCAUGCUGGUGGCAUUUGUGAAUGGAGCGAGAAAUGAGGAGGACAUGGAGCCGUGUGCAAAGGUCCAGACGUCCAGCUCAGUGGUGCCUCUGGGGUCAACCGUCACAGCCACCUGUGUCAUCAGAGACGGCUGCCCUCUGCUCAUCGGACAAGCCGUUCACAUCGAGUGGCUCCUUGGCAAUCGCUUGUUCCCCGGCAGCCCCGUGGCCAACGAGAGCGGCAGGGUGUCCGAGGUGGUUAUACCGAGCUUCAAUCACACCAGGGAGUUCCUCUCCUGCUGUGUGCAGGGCUCGCCCGUCGGAGGAGUGGAGAUCAGAGCUGGAUAUCCACCAGAAGCACCACAAAACAUCAGCUGUCAGACGAACCUCACCACCCCCAACACCCUGACCUGUAGCUGGGAUCCUGGGCAGCGGGAGACCCACCUGCACACACAGUACACCCUCCACACACAGAUACGGGACAGCAACGAGAACUUCACUUACGAGCUGCUUGCGGGAGUCCAGCGUUAUAUUAUUCCUCGCUCUGGCUUUGUCCUCUUCUCAGAUAUGGAAAUAUAUGUGAAGGCGGUGAAUGAACUUGGAGAAGCAACCUCAGCUCCCAUAACUUUGGAACCCGUCAGCGCAGCUAAGUUUGACCGACCAACGAUUCUGAAGUUUCAAGCUUCGCCUAAAAGCUACAGCUGCCUAAAGCUGAGCUGGAGUUUAUCUCAGCACCAAGCCUGGAUGUGUGACCAGCUGAACCUGGAAGUCCAACUUAAGACCGGCGACAGCAGCCAAUGGAGCGCACCACCAAUCCUGGUGAGCCGGAUUAGACCAACCAGAUCUGUGGACCAGUGCCGUCUCCUCCACGGGACUCAGUAUCUCGCCCGGAUCAGAGUCAGAUACCAGCAGAGCCCCUGGAGUGAAUGGAGCAACCCCCAGUCUGGAGUCACCUUGGAGAAGGCUCCCACCGGACGCCUAGACUCGUGGAUGAAGGUGUCGGUGGAUCACGUGCACAAACAACUCAACGUUCACUUGUUUUGGAAGCCAUCAAAACAAUUCCGUGCCAACGGACAAAACGUGUCGUACUUUGUCUCGGAGAGAAAGCCGCCAGGUGAGAUUGGAAAGGUGUGCUCUACGAAGGGGAAUCACUGUACUUUCCAGAUUCCUGGGAGAGUGAGGAAAGUGUAUCUGAGCGCUGUGAAUGCAGCCGGGAAAUCCCCCCCCACUGAAGUUCGGAUUUACCAACCGAAAGCUCGUGCGGUGAUAUCAGACGUCUUGGUCGUUCCUCUUGCCAACGGUUCCCUGCUGGUUGAGUGGAGACUCCUGGCGUCUUUAAGUCUCACUGGUUUCGUGGUGGAAUGGAGACCUUUGUUAAAGACAGACCUCUCCUUCACCCAGUUUGAAAUAACGGACGGAAACCAGACUCGCCUCGUUAUAACAGGCAGCUUUGAGCCCUACAAGCCCUAUGGGAUCUCUGUGUAUCCCAGGUUUAGGGAUGGAAUAGGCCUUCCUCAGACUGUUAAUGCCUACUCCAAACAAAAGGCUCCAUCCAUGGUUCCAACAUUACAAAUGAAAAAGAGCUGGCAGUCACAUAUCGAGCUAACCUGGGAUGAAAUACCUUUAGACCAAAGGAACGGAAUCAUCCAGAACUACAGAGUCUUCUACUGUGAUAAGGAGGGACCCACUAACGUGGUGACUGCUGACCCUAAAGAGAGGAGGGUGCUCCUGAAAGGCCUCCACACUGUGUCUCUGUAUGAAGCUUUCAUGAUGGUCAGCACGUUUGGCGGGAGCCGGAACGGGUCGAAGAUUCAUUUUGAAAUUGAGCCCUUCGACGCUGUUGCCGUUGUGACAAUCGUCACCGUGUCUGGUGUCGGACUGUCACUGUUGGUCAUAAUCACGGUCAUAACUUUCUUCUCCAACCAACAAAGGCUGAAGAGGCGCUUUUGGCCAGCUGUUCCUGAUCCGGCAAAUAGCAGCAUCAAGAGAUGGACAUCAGAAUCAACACAGGAUUCCCAUCUUGACUGGGACAACGAGGCGCCCAAUCCAAUGUACCUGUCCCACCUGAGCUUCCUGGACCUUCCUGUGAAACUAAGCAAAGAGGACGACGACGUAUGGUUAAGCAGCGCAGAGGACACCAGUGACCUGGGAGAGUCCAUUUGUGGUUCACCAUUCAUCCCUGGCUACUCUACUGGUUCAAACAGCGACUCCGUGCCUUACGCUACCGUUGUCUUCUCCAGUCCGAGCAACAGCCCUACGCCUAAAGACCCUCGCGUGUACCUGCGGUCUGAGUCCACACAGCCCCUCUUGGAGACUGAAGAAUCAUUCAGUCCAAAGUGCUACCAGAAUAUGGAAACUGAGGUGAGUCAGAGUGAGCAAUGUUUCUUUGGACCGUCCCAUGACUGUGUACCUGAAAAAGGGACCGACGCUUGCAUUGUGUGGAAUGACUUUCCUUUUCUACGAGCCUUGAAUGAUACUCAAGAUGACUAAAAGUGCUUUGCAGAAUAUAAGAGUUGCUGAUUUGCAAGAUGUUCAUGUAUAUCUGAGUUUGUGUAAUGAGAAGGUUGCGAUCAAUUGAUUGAGCGGAGUGCACAGCUGUAAAUAAAUGCAAGAUUAGAUGCUAAAAUCACUUUGAUAUUUAAUGAUUAUGGUGUUUUACUGAAGAAGAAGUCGAUGUUGUUGAGAUGUUGUUGUGGUUUGUAUGAGGACUGUUUAUAGAGUUUCUUUGAAUAAAAUAAUUAAACCGUAUAAAGACAGAAAAAAUUGUUUUCCUGCUGACUGGUCUUUUUUUCCUCAUUAAAAUUGGUUUCUCAUGAA